Molecule: messenger RNA, 1598 nt
Organism: Marmota flaviventris (yellow-bellied marmot)
Lineage: Eukaryota; Metazoa; Chordata; Mammalia; Rodentia; Sciuridae
Gene: Entpd3
Product: ectonucleoside triphosphate diphosphohydrolase 3
Biological process (GO): nucleoside diphosphate catabolic process
Cellular component (GO): plasma membrane
Molecular function (GO): GDP phosphatase activity; UDP phosphatase activity; ribonucleoside triphosphate phosphatase activity
Source: RefSeq, a predicted model, not a curated record
AAGAAAAGAUGUUUUCUGUCGUGACCCGCCAACCGUGUGAGCAAGCAGGCCUCAAGGCUCUCUCCCGAACUCCAGUCAUUAUCACCUUGGUGGUCCUGCUUGUGAGCAUUGUGGUGCUUGUGGCUAUCACACUCAUCCAGAUCCGCCACCCAGAGAUCCUCCCUCCAGGACUAAAGUAUGGAAUUGUGCUGGAUGCCGGAUCUUCUAGAACCACUGUCUACGUGUAUCAGUGGCCCGCAGAGAAGGAGAAUAAUACUGGAGUGGUCAGUCAAACCUUCAAAUGUAGUGUGAAAGGUUCUGGUAUCUCCAGCUAUGGGAAUAACCCCCAAGACGCUCCCAGAGCCUUUGAGGAUUGCAUGCUAAAAGUCAAGGGGCAGGUCCCAGAGCACCUCCACGGAUCCACCCGCAUUUACCUAGGAGCCACGGCUGGGAUGCGCUUGCUGAGGUUGCAAAAUGAAACAGCAGCUAAUGAAGUCCUUGCAAGCAUCCAAAGCUACUUCAAGUCCCAGCCUUUUGAUUUUAGGGGUGCUCAAAUCAUUUCUGGGCAAGAGGAAGGGGUAUAUGGAUGGAUUACAGCCAACUAUAUAAUGGGAAAUUUCCUGGAGAAGAACUUGUGGCACAUGUGGGUGCAUCCACAUGGAGUGGAAACCACAGGCGCCCUGGAUUUGGGCGGUGCCUCCACCCAGAUAUCCUUCGUGGCAGAAGAGAAGAUGGGGCUGAACAUCAGUGACAUCGUGCAGGUGUCCCUGUAUGGCUACACAUACACGCUGUACACACACAGCUUCCAGUGCUACGGCCGGAAUGAAGCUGAGAAGAGGUUUCUGGCGAUGCUCCUGCAGAAUUCUCCCACUGAAACCAAUCUCACCAACCCCUGCUACCCUCGGAAUUAUAGCACCACCUUCACUGUGGACCACGUAUUUGACAGCCUGUGCACUGAGAAGCAGAGGCCAACAAGUUACGACCCCAAUAGCCUCAUCACUUUUGAAGGAACUGGGAACCCAUCACUGUGUAGGGAGAAGGUGGCUUCCAUAUUUGACUUCAAAGCUUGCCAUGAUCAAGAAGGCUGUUCCUUUGAUGGGACUUAUCAGCCAAAGGUUCAAGGGCCAUUUGUGGCAUUUGCAGGAUUCUACUACACAGCCAGUGCUUUAAAUCUUUCUGGGAGUUUUUCCCUGGACUCCUUCAACUCAAGUACAUGGAAUUUCUGCUCCCAGGAUUGGAGUGAGCUCCCAUUCCUGCUCCCCAAAUUUGAUGAGGUGUAUGCCCGCUCCUACUGCUUCUCAGCCCACUACAUCUACCACUUGCUUAUAAAUGGAUACAAAUUCACAGAGGAGACUUGGCCCCGAAUACGUUUUGAAAAAGAAGUCGGGAACAGUAGCAUCGGCUGGUCCCUAGGUUACAUGCUCAGCCUGACCAACCAGAUCCCAGCAGGGAGCCCCCUGAUCCGCCUGCCUAUACAGCCGACUGUCUUUGUGGGCAUUCUUGCCUUCUUCACAGCCACAGCCCUGCUGUGCCUCGCAUUUCUUUUGUACCUAUGUUCAAUGUCUAGGACAAAGAGGCGCUCUGAGCGUGUCUUUGACCAUGCAGUGGAUUCUGAGUGA